Molecule: messenger RNA, 741 nt
Organism: Macrosiphum euphorbiae (potato aphid)
Lineage: Eukaryota; Metazoa; Arthropoda; Insecta; Hemiptera; Aphididae
Source: the annotation of a GenBank genome assembly
AUGAACUUUAAAUUUGUAUUGUUUUUUGUUCAAAUGGCUGGAGUCACUAUGGCACACAUGAUUAGAGUUACAAACAACUGCCCGUUUACUGUAUGGCCCGGCAUACAAGGGAACACAGGACAGCAACAUCUCGAAAACGGUGGAUUUUCGGUGGACGCUUACAAGACCCAUUUCAUUCUCUCGCCUCGAACUUGGGCAGGCAGAAUUUGGGGUAGGACUAAUUGUGACAGUGAAGGAAAAUGCGAAACAGGCGAUUGCGGGAACAAGAUCCAAUGCAACGGGACCUUGGGCGUGCCACCCUUGACUCUAGCCGAGAUACAGUUUGCCGAGUCCGACAACAUUGACUUCUACCACGUGUCGCUGGUUGACGGAUUCAACCUGCCGAUCAGGAUUAUGCCGAACAAGUAUCCAUCGAAAAAAAGCACCGACUGCAAGCCGGCUGACUGCGUUGCCGACCUGAACAGCAAGUGUCCGGACAAACUGGCCGUCAAGGCGGCCGAUGGCUCAAGCGUGGUAGCGUGCAAGAGCGCCUGUGCGCUGUUUAACACGGACAGUGAUUGCUGCCAAGGUGUUUACACCACUCCAGCCACUUGUAAGAGCAGCUCGUGGCCCCAAAACUAUCCGCCAUUCUUUAAGGAAGCCUGUCCGUACUCCUACAGUUACCCGUUCGACAACACGACUAGCACGUUUACGUGUCGAGGCAAUCCGUUAACCAAGUUCGACAUUGUAUUUUGCCCUUAA